Messenger RNA from Sander lucioperca (pikeperch), 2256 nucleotides. It is a transcript of the gene a1cf, whose product is annotated as apobec1 complementation factor. Gene Ontology annotation, cellular component: nucleus. Gene Ontology annotation, molecular function: mRNA binding. The record is from RefSeq and is a predicted model, not a curated record. Lineage: Eukaryota; Metazoa; Chordata; Actinopteri; Perciformes; Percidae. The coding region runs from base 199 to 2058 and encodes 619 amino acids. The transcript has 13 exons.
CACACACACACACACACACACACACACACACACACACACACACACACACACACACACACACACACACACACAGACACACACACACACACAGACGGCCCUCAGAAUGACACAGCUCUGAUCGGAGGGAGGUGAUCUCUGAAAUUGCUCAGUGAGCACCACUAAUUUCCCUGAUUUACAUAUCGCUGUCAAUCACACCCAAUGGAAUCCAAUCAGAAAGCAGGCGGGGACGGACUGGCGGGGACGCAGAAGGAGGCGGCACUGCGGGAGCUAAUGCAACGCACAGGAUACCAACUACAGCAGGAGAACGGCCAGCGGCGGUACGGCGGCCCUCCGCCCAACUGGGAAGGUCCGCCGCCAGAGCGAGGCAGCGAGAUCUUUGUGGGGAAACUACCGAGAGAUCUGUUCGAAGACGAACUGGUUCCACUGUGUGAGAAGUUCGGUAAGAUCUACGAGGUGAGGAUGAUGAUGGACUUCAACGGGAACAACAGAGGUUACGCCUUCGUUACCUUCGGCAACAAAUUGGAGGCCAAAGCAGCCAUGAAGCAGCUCAACAACUACGAGAUCAGGAACGGUCGCCUGCUCGGAGUGUGUGCCAGCGUCGACAACUGCCGUCUGUUUGUUGGCGGGAUUCCCAAAACCAAGAAGCGCGAGGAGAUCCUUACCGAGAUGAGGAAGGUCACUGACGGCGUGGUGGACGUCAUCGUGUACCCGAGCGCCGCCGAUAAAUCCAAGAACCGAGGCUUCGCCUUCGUCGAGUACGAGAGCCACCGAGCAGCCGCCAUGGCCCGCCGCAAACUGCUGCCAGGUCGUAUUCAGCUGUGGGGUCACGCCAUCGCCGUGGACUGGGCGGAGCCAGAGGUUGAGGUGGACGAGGAUACCAUGGCGUCCGUCAAGAUAUUGUACGUCAGGAAUCUGAUGCUUCAGACAACCGAGGAGACCAUCGAGAAGGAGUUCAACAGCCUCAGACCAGGUGCAGUGGAGCGAGUGAAAAAGAUCAGAGACUACGCCUUCGUUCAUUUCACUCAGAGAGAAGACGCCAUCAACGCCAUGAACGCCCUCAACGGAAAGGUGGUGGACGGCUCUCCUAUCGAGGUGACUCUGGCCAAGCCGGUGGACAAGGACAGUUACGUCCGAUACACCAGAGGGACCGGAGGACGCGGAGGAUCUCUGCUGCAGACUGACUACGCUGCCUACACUCUGGGACAGGUACAACCCCAACACCAGCUUCAUGUGUACGACCCCUCAGCGGCGUAUCUCGGUCCACCCGUGUUUUACGCCCCCCAGGCCUACGCUGCCAUACCAGGUCAGUUCCGAUUCCCGACGGCCAAAGCUCACAUUGGAGGUCGAGGUCUGAUCAGGACGCCAUCGGUCAGAGAAAUUUACAUGACUGUACCUGUAGGGGCUGCCGGGGUGCGGGGGCUGGGCGGGCGGGGAUACCUGGCCUACGCUUCCGGGGUCGGAGCCGUGGGUGGAGCCGGCGCCUCCUAUGGCCUGAAGGCCGACAAGCAGGCAGAGGAGAAGCUGUAUGACCUGCUGCCAGGCAUGGAGCUAACCCCGAUGAACCCUGGCGCCAUGAGCCUGAAGGCCGCCGCCAUCAAACCUGCACCACAGGUUCUGGAGGAGUUGUGUCAGAAGAAUAACUGGGGUCAGCCUGUCUAUCAGCUCCACUCUGCCAUCGGUCCGGACCAGAGACAACUCUUUCUCUACAAGAUCACAAUCCCAGCUCUGGCUACACAGUACCCCAACGUCCAUCCCUUCACGCCUGCUAAGCUGUGUGCCGCUGUAGAAGAAGCUAAAGUCCAUGCAGCAGAGCACACGCUGCAGACGCUUGGCCUGCAGACAGAUGGCAACGCUGACAACGGCUGUGCCAGUGCUGGCGCUGUGGCCUCGGUAGCCUUCCCAGGUUACACUCUGGCAAGCCCGGUGGCGUCUGCGGUAGCCUCCCAGCUGAAGCAGGCUGUAUCUCUGGGUCAGGACCUGACCGCCUACACCACCUACGAGGGAUACCCUGCCUUCGCUGUGGCGACACGUCACAGUGACGGCUACGGCGUUUUCUAGAAGAGAGGUUUACAAUGACGAAAAACGCUCUCAGCUAAAGAUGCAUUCACACCAAACUGCUCUCCUUUCACAUUGCCAUUUUUAAAUCUGUUUGAAAAGUUUUCAGUUUCUGAUCAGUAUAAGAAAGUAAGAAUGAAUGAACUGGAUCAUUGGUGAACUCUUUCUCUUAAUUCAGUUUCAUCAGGACAUAAAAUGAGG